AUGAUUUUACCAGUAAUGUGCUUGUAACAUUAUGAGAAAAAAUUUAUUAUUUUUAAUAGCAUGUACGUAUGUAACUUUUGUAACUUUUCAUUUUUAUUUUGAUUAAUUCCCUCUCGUUCAGUGUCGUUCAGAACGUUAAUUUCUUCUAUUUUCUAAUUUUUAUUUUAUGUAAACUGUAAUACUCAAUUAAUAUUUUAUAAAUAAUAUCAAGUGUUAAAUUUUGUCAUUUUUUCAGAGAGAACAAAACAAAAUGGUGCCUACACGUUUGUUGAUAUUUUUCUUUGUGUCAAUAAUUAAUCAAGGUGGUUAUGCUUCAGUAUUUGAGUGGAUUUGGAGCAAAAAUACAGAUGAUACUACUGUCUUAGUGGCAGAUGGUGUCCCAUUGGUCUCAAUUCCAUAUGAAUCUAUGACAGAAGAUGAAAAGUUCCUUCAGGAAGCUGCAAAAUUUACAGAAAUACAAGUGUCAUCGCCUUUGGAAACAUGCCAACACAAAGUUAUUAUGAAGGUUAAAACUUCUUGCUCUGAGAUGAGCGAGGAACAACUUGCUAAACUUAGUGUUAAUCUUUUGAAUUGUCAGUCUGCAGUAGAAGGCAGGAAAAUAUUCCCAUGCACCGCUGAAAUGUCACUGAAACAAUGUACCACAGACAUGGAUGCGGAUAUGUGGAAUGCAUAUCAUUUAAUGAGUAAUAGAGCCAGAGCAGUUUGUUAUGCAGCUCGUAGCACUCAGUUUCGUGCUCUUACAGAAUUGACUGUAAACAAAUUAAUGCAAUCUGCACAUACCCAGAUUAAAACACUAAGUUCGUUAAAAGAAGGUCAAGACCGUUUAGAAGAACAGACUGUACAAGCCUUGUUAGCUUUGUCAAAAGGUAAUAAAGCAUUGCUAGAACAGCAAAAACUAUUAAAAGAAGCACAAACAUCUGCUUAUAAUCUCGUGACAACAAAUUUGAGAGAAUUGAACAACGAAAAGGCUUUGAUUAGAUCUGGACAUGCACAACUUGCAAUAAUGGCAGACGAUAUUAGGAAAAAAUUAGAAGAGGCAAAUAAACGCUUGGAAUAUCAAACUAUUGAAAUGAAGGAAAACCAUAAUGAAAUAUUAGAAGAUCUGUACAGUGUUCAAGAACAAGCACAAUUGAUGUGGGAUAAGAUAGAAGCCAGCACACAUAAGAUUUUCGACCACCAUGAAGCAACACUUGUUCGAUAUGAACAGAGUUUAGAAAAAUUAAAUGAAAUUAACAACACUGUUCAAUAUAUUUGGAAUCUAACAAAUAGCAUGCGUGCAGAGGUGGAUGAGAAACUCAAUUGGUUGACCAGUUACAUUGGUGACACUGGAGAACAAAUGUAUCAAAUAUAUCGUGUAGGCUUGCACAUUGUUUACUUAUUAUUUGCUAUGGUGAUUGCUGCGUUCCUUCAUGCGCCAUUAUUGACUAGAAUUACUAUUAUGGGACUCGUACCAUUAAACUUAGUGUCUUUCUUGAAACAUGGCAUGGAUGCUUGUUUGGAUUUUGUAUCAAUAAGUGUAUUAAUAUUUUUAAUCACGAUGAUGCAUUUUUUAAUGAUUGGAAUUCAACGUUUAUGCGGUGCAAAAAGGACAAACCUGAUUCAAGUCAAAAACCAAAAUGGAUCUGCUCAAUCACCACGUGUCUUUUUAAUAUCUUUCUAUGUAAAUCUGAAGACAAAUAUUUGGAAAAUUUAUGCUUUUGUCCGUUACCAAAUAAAUCAAUCUAUCCAAAAAUUUAACUCGCUGAUACAAGCAGCAGCUUCAUGGAACAGGCAAAGUUUGACACAACGCGAGGAAUUGUCUUGUUCGUAUAUUUCUUCGAGGAGAAAUCAGGAAGAUCUUGUUCGUAAUUAUAAACAAGAGUUUUCAACUAUAUCUGAAGAUGUCAGCGAUUUCGAACAUUCGAACUUAAUGGAUAGGAGUAUCGAUGAUUUUGACUAUUUAGUCGAUGCCAAUGAUCUAAGGCGGAGAUUAAAGAGAAGAGAUGGUUCCGUCGGCAGAUCUUCUUAUUCUUAUCAACAUUCACCCUCUAGGAGUGUAACUCCAACAAGAAUGCUAUGUAAUGCUACGACAAAGAGUGGCAAAAAAUGUCGAUUAUUUACAAUGAAUGGACAUAGGUAUUGUAAUAGACAUUCCAAUGGAAGCUCAAUAGGUGAUUGAAAAUUUUUUUAGCACAAUGAUAAGUUAGUUAAGUAAGUUAAAUGAAAUUAUAUUACAUUAAUUGAACUGAAUGUUUUAAAAUAAUAUUCUUAAUGAAUUGCAUGGUUCAAUGUAAUUGUUUUGUUGAUCAAUUGUAUAAUUUAUUAACAUUAUAAAUGUCCACGAUUUUAACGCCAAUACCAUGCCUUUCAAGAGUAUGAUUCAUACUCUUGCAUAAAAAACUUUAUAAUAAAAUGGUGUAUAUAUUUCAUAUUUUGAAUGGGACGAAUUAAAUAAGAAUUAUAAUACAUAUAAGCAGCUAUUGCUAGUGUAUUUUAUAUGUCCUGUAUUUGUAAGAAACAUACAUUUUACAUUAAAUAUGAUUAUAAUUUAAUUUAUUUUUGUAAACUCGUUGUAAAAAUAAUAUUAAUAAAACAAUUGAAAUAUAUAGGUAUUUUAUUUAAAAAUAUUCAUAAACAUAUUUAUUAAUUAAAUGAAAAUAUUUCAUAAAUAGUAAAGUAGAUAAAAAUAAUAUUUUCAAUUACAAACAGCCAUAUUGUAUUGGGUACAUACUGCAUUAGUCGUCAGUUCUAAAAACUUUGAACUUUUAUCAAACCCAAUUUCAGUAACUAAAUUGUGUAGAUUACAGUAAUUUAUUCCAUAAUCGAAUAUUCUGAACCAUUCAUUUGAUACGGAUUUCCCCUUUAAUAAUGAGAAAUAAUUUUAAAAAUUAUCAUUAAAAUUAUUAUUAAAAAAUUGAAUAUACCGUUGCUACGCAGGUUUUAUUAAUUUCUUCAAAAUCAAUUUUUAUUGUUUCCAUAGUCUUCAUAUUUGAAACAAAAUGAGUAGCUUUAAUUAUAGUACUUUCAUUUGGUUUCGGUUCCUUGAGCUAUAACCAAUGUGUAUAAUAUUACAUAAUUCUAAAAGUAUAUUCUGCUGUAUUUUCAAAAUUAAAAUGUUUCGAUAUUAAAAGUUAUUUUUUCUACCGUAUAUAAACAUUUGCUACUAUGUGGACCACAGUUCAUGUAGGACGACCAAUUAAGUAUUUGAGAUCUAAAUUUUUGCAUAACAUAUUUGCAUGGAUCUUCAAAUUUCCUAUUAAAGAAAAUAAUAAAUUAUUUUAAAAAAUUGUUUGUUAAAAAAUUAUUUGGAGAUCAAGUAAAAUUCCUACGAUUGUCUAUUAAAUUGGAUAAGAUAUAUUUAAUUUCAAAUCGACUGUUUUAUUCGUGAAAAUUUAUUAUCGUCUUUUGGCAGCGUGGAAGUUCAAAGGGGAGCACCGAAAUAACAUACGCGACAUUCUCAUGAGCUUGAAAAGUGCGGUUCGUAUAUUUUUCAAGCGGUGUCGUCCAGCCAAAGAAAAAUAUACGAAUCCCACCAUUGCCGGCCAAUAUUCAGUUUUUCUACGUACAAGAUUGUUUGCGGAGUAGAUGUUAUCUUAAAACAUAUUUUUCUCAAACUUUUAGGAUUAUAGACAGAGGAUUAUAGUGCUCCACUUGAUGCUACAGCACUCUUGGUUACAAGAAUGAACAGUGUAAAUGACAAGAUGCUGAUAAUCCAUGAAUCAUAUAAUCAUUCAAAAUAGUGAGAAAAUUUUAUAGAAAAAACAAAUUUGAACAACAAAAUUAAUUAUAAAUAGAUUCCUAUUUCUACAUAA
Messenger RNA from Heterotrigona itama, 3791 nucleotides. The record is from the annotation of a GenBank genome assembly. NCBI's taxonomy places the organism in Eukaryota, Metazoa, Arthropoda, Insecta, Hymenoptera, Apidae.